AUGGCGGCGCCGAACUUAAAUCGUGAGUUUGUGAUAAGUUUUUUCCAAUUUGACGAGUUACUCCAGCCCCCAGACGGUCAAUUCCUUGGCAAAACAUCGUUCAUGAUCGCUGCUGCUCUGACAUUAUGCAUGCGAAGGUCUAAAGUCCCAAAGAUCCAAGGAUUCUGCGAAGAUGUUGUGCCCAUGUUCAGCCUGCGUGACUUUUCAAUGCAUUUUCGAUUCAGCAAGGGCAUAUUUGUCUCUGUUCUGAAUGAAAUUCAGGAAGACUUGGUUAGCAACCACUUUGGAGGCAGGGAUCCCGUCAGCCCCGAGAAGCAGUUACUUGUAUUCAUGUGGUACAUAGUCAACCAAGAAUCUAUGAGGCAAAUAGCUCUCCAGUUUGACUUGUCUAUAUCGACCGUGUGCUUGAAAUUCAAGAAAGUAGCCCGAGCCAUCAUCCGCAGAUUUAUUCAGGUGAUCAAUUGGCCGACCGUACAAGAACAGGCCCAGAUAUCAGCAGCGUUUGAGGCAACCAACCAGCUACAGGGUGUCAUUGGGUUACUCGAUGGGACGCACAUUGAGCUGACUGGCUGUAUUGGAAGGGAUCAGGACUACAUCAACAGAUCCAGAUAUCCAUCAAUGCAGUUACAGCUUGUGGUAGACCACAAAUUAAUGAUUAGAAAUGCAACUACAGGUUGGCCUGGAUGUGCCCAUGACGCCAGGGUGCUUCGCAAUAGUGCUCUGUUCGAACGUGCUGAGGCUGGUCAGGCAGUGGCAGAUGGCAACAUAAUCUUGGCAGAUUCUGCCUAUCCGCUGAAGCGUUGGCUGAUUACACCAUUCCAGAACAAUGGAAAUUUGACAAGAGAGCAGCGAAAUUUCAACCGCAGGAUAUCAGGGUGCCGACAAAGUGUUGAAAGGGCCAUUGGUCAUCUGAAGGGACGGAUGAGGAGGUUGAAAGAGGUCAUGGGGCAUGAUGCUGAUGAGGUCGAGGAACUCAUCAUGGCAGCAUGCAUUCUGCACAAUCUUUGCAUCAUUGAGGAUGAUGACAUUGAUCAUUAUAUUGAUAUGGACCUGCCACCUCAUCCAAAUCGUUUACCAAAUAUGAUCCGAAAUGCUCGUGAUGGAGUGGUGCGUCGACAACAAGUGAUGCACGAAAUCAAUCAGCUGAGAGAUGCGGUCUAA
Messenger RNA from Lineus longissimus, 1161 nucleotides. RefSeq lists its product as uncharacterized. Bases 1 to 1161 code for a protein of 386 amino acids. The record is from RefSeq and is a predicted model, not a curated record. Lineage: Eukaryota; Metazoa; Nemertea; Pilidiophora; Heteronemertea; Lineidae. The transcript has 3 exons.